This is a messenger RNA of Phalacrocorax carbo (great cormorant), 880 nucleotides long. The record is from RefSeq and is a predicted model, not a curated record. Lineage: Eukaryota; Metazoa; Chordata; Aves; Suliformes; Phalacrocoracidae.
AAUGGGGAAUGGAUCAGUGAAACCCAAGCAUCUGAGGCAGCUGGAUAGACAUGUAGCAAACCCCUCUAAUGGCUGCGCUGGCAACCAUAAGUUUUUGAAGGACCCAGGUCUACGUAUCAAUGUGAUCAAUCAAGCUGAUGUUCUUUGUGGCAGGGUGCCUGUAGUGGAAAAGGAGCUGAAGAUAAAAGAUCAAGAGUUGCAAGAGGGUCAAAAUCAUGUUGCUGAGCUUCAGGAACAGUUUAUGCAGACUAAGGUCAUAGCAGAACUCACUAAGGAACUUCAGAGCAAGUGUGUACAGUUGAACAAGCUACAGGAUGUUGUUAGCACUCAAGGAGAGCACUUUCUUCAGCCUUCUCCAUUUAAAGUGGCUUCAAGGAUUCAAAUCUCUGCUGAUAGGAAGAGAGGAGCCAAGGAAGGUGUAUCUGCUGAGCCAACAACACGGCUGUAUGAUUUGAACAGGCAAGCUCUGUUUUCCUUAGGAACAGGAAGAGUCCAAAAGGAUUCCAGUGAGAAGAAUUUUAUUACAGAUGCCCUGAAGAAAAAUCAGUUCUUGAAGUGACUGGAGCCUAACCAGAUCCGAGUUAUGGUGGAAUGUAUAUAUGAAAGGACUUUCCAGCAAGGGAGCUAUAGCAUCAGACAGGGAGAGCCGGGCAAUCACAUUUUUGUGCUCAAAGUGUUACUUUCUUUUUCUAGUCCACCAUUCUCUGGGGCUGGUCAAAUGAUGACAUAUGGUUUAAUUCUCAAAGGCAUUGAAAAGCUGGAUUUUCCUAAAAUAACAGGUCACUCUGCAGAUUUGAUCCGCAGACUCUGCAGGCAAAACCCUACAGAAAGAUUAGGCAAUCUGAGGAAUGGAAUUAAUAACACCAAGAAGCACAGGUAA